GCCAAACAUGAGGUUUGAUUGGUGCCUCAUCUCCGCUUUCCCUCUGCUUUAUUCAAGGACAUCCCAUGAAAUAGAGAUGACCCACCCUGAAAAAGAAGCAAAUGGAGUAGACAAUCCCACUUUUAUGACUGAUGAUGGUAAACACUGUAACUUCGUAACAUGUGUGGUGCACCAUGAAGAAAAACCAGAAGAUGUCAGCAGGCAAGGUGGUAACAAGCCGGCAUACACUGUCACAGAUAUACCUCCAUGGCAUCUUUGCAUCUUCCUGGGAAUUCAGCAUUACCUGACUGCCCUUGGAGGUCUCGUCGCAAUUCCUCUCAUCCUUUCCAAAUCACUUUGUCUGGAGCAUGACACUCUGACACAAAGUCACCUGAUCAGCACCAUAUUUUUCGUCUCAGGGAUCUGCACUCUUCUUCAAGUUAUCUUUGGAGUAAGGCUACCUAUUCUACAAGGAGGAACCUUUGCAUUUUUAACACCUUCACUGGCCAUGCUCAGUUUGCCCCUCUGGAAGUGCCCUGCUUGGACCAAUAAUGCCAGCAUGGUGGAUCCUACUUCCUCAAAUUUCACUGAGUUAUGGCAGGUUCGAAUGAGAGAGUUGCAGGGAGCAAUUAUGGUAGCAUCUUGCUUCCAAAUUUUUGUUGGCUUUUCGGGUCUCAUUGGAUUCCUGAUGCGGUUCAUCGGCCCUCUGACUAUUGCUCCAACCAUAACUUUGGUGGCACUGCCUCUCUUUAGGUCCGCAGGAAAAGAUGCUGGAGAACACUGGGGGAUAGCAGCCAUAACGAUUUUCUUCAUAGUUUUAUUCUCUCAGUAUCUGAAAAAUGUGCCUGUUCCACUACCAUCUUACAAAAAAAGCAAAAAAUGCCAUUUCUCCAAGAUCUACCUCUUCCAGAUCUUUCCAGUGCUGUUUGGUCUCACAAUUACGUGGCUAUUAUGCUUUGUACUGACCAUCACCAACGUUCUCCCUUCAGAUACAAGAGCUUAUGGUUAUUUAGCUCGGACUGACAGCAAAGGUGAUGUCAUAAGCAAGGCACCCUGGUUUCGAUUUCCUUACCCAGGCCAGUGGGGAGUGCCCACGAUUAGUUUGGCUGGUGUAUUUGGCAUCAUAGCUGGAGUGAUCUCCUCCAUGGUGGAGUCAGUGGGAGAUUACUAUGCCUGUGCUCGUUUGUCUGGUGCUCCACCCCCUCCCAAGCACGCAAUCAAUCGUGGAAUUGGAGUAGAAGGGAUUGGCUGCCUUCUGGCUGGAGCCUGGGGAACAGGAAAUGGUACCACUUCCUACAGUGAAAAUGUUGGAGCUUUGGGAAUCACUCGGGUAGGUAGUAGAAUGGUCAUUGUAGCUGGGGGCCUUGUUCUGCUUUUGACGGGUAUGUUUGGCAAAGUUGGGGCUGUGUUUGCCAGCAUUCCAACACCCAUCAUCGGAGGAAUGUUUCUUGUGAUGUUUGGUAUCAUCACGGCUGUGGGGGUUUCUAAUUUACAGUACACAGACAUGAAUUCUUCCAGAAACAUAUUCAUCUUUGGAUUUUCUAUAUUUGCUGGCUUGACUGUUCCGCACUGGGUGGAGAACAAUGCAGAAAAACUAAAAACAGGAACUGUACAGCUAGACCAAGUGAUCCAGGUGCUGCUAACUACUGGCAUGUUUGUUGGCGGAUUCCUGGGCUUUUUUCUUGAUAACACUAUUCCAGGAAGCCAAGAAGAACGAGGACUCCUCACUUGGAGAAAAGAUUAUAAUGAAGAGUCUGAUGGUGCUGUGAAUAACCUGCACAUAUAUGAUCUUCCAUUUGGAAUAGGUUCCAAGUUCUGUGUUACUAAAUGGUUUAAAUAUCUUCCAAUGUGCCCUAAGCAGCUGGAUACCCGAGGCGCAAAGGAACAGAAGAGCAACAAAGUUGAUUUUGAUAGGAACUCUGAUAAUGAUAUUAACACAAAGGUUUAAAUCCGCACCAGAAAGGUGGGAGGAAAACCCGGUUUCCUAAGCUUCUGAAAAAUCAUCUUCCUUUUUGUGGGUUUUGUAGCCCUUGAGUUGUGUGUGGCUCAAGACUAAUGUCCAAAAAACAGUUUCACUAUUUCCUCUCCCGCCCACCCCCUGCCCCCGACUGCC
Molecule: messenger RNA, 2092 nt
Organism: Ahaetulla prasina
Lineage: Eukaryota; Metazoa; Chordata; Lepidosauria; Squamata; Colubridae
Product: solute carrier family 23 member 1-like
Exons: 12
Coding region: 8-1927 (639 amino acids)
Biological process (GO): transmembrane transport
Cellular component (GO): membrane
Molecular function (GO): transmembrane transporter activity
Source: RefSeq, a predicted model, not a curated record